Molecule: messenger RNA, 342 nt
Organism: Knipowitschia caucasica
Lineage: Eukaryota; Metazoa; Chordata; Actinopteri; Gobiiformes; Gobiidae
Source: the annotation of a GenBank genome assembly
AUGACAAAACUAUCCCGGCGGUUCACACAGGUACAGUCUCCUCAGUUCGCCCGUGGAUCAGUGUUUCCCACUCAGCCCUCGGUGCAGCAGCUGCAGGAACAGGACAAGUACAAGGCCUUCCUCAGACUGCAGAUGGAUGAGAAGCAGCGUCUGAAGGCCGAGGAGCGGGAGCGGCAGCGUCUGGAGGAGGAGAAGGAGGAGAAGAGACUGAGUGAACAGCGAGCACGAAUCCAGCAGGAGUUUGAGGAGGAGCAGGAGAGGAAGAGGCGCAAGGAGCAGGAGGUGAGAGUCCAACUCAUCCAAACUUCAGGGAUUGACUCAAUCGGUCGGCCCGGUGGCUGA